GAAGGGAUGCAGCUUGGAAUUCUAGUGGUAGCUAGCUAUGCAACGAAUGGACUGGAUACUCUGGUCAUCGAGCGAAGUAUUCAUAGUUAUUUUAUGCUAAACAGCUUUUUCAAAGAAACAAGUAGAACGUCUGAAGUCGUGAGAAGAUCAAUAUCAUGCAUUUCAUACAUGCAGGAGGGAGGGAUCAAUUGCAAGUACUUGGACUGAACCAGACUAGGUAGCUAGCGCUCUAGCUAGGUAACUAGCCAGCCUAGCUAAAUUACCGGCGUUAGCAACGACUUGCAUCACCCUGGUAACAUUAGGCUAGCUAAAAUGAUAACUGGUGGUUUGUACCUGACGCGAUAUUAGAGCGAAACAGUUGUAUUUACUCAAGAAGCUUGAUAACAUAGCUAGCUAAUUGGUACAGACAGCCGAAAUUAGCCAACAGUAGCUAGCUAGCUUCAUUUGUUAGCUAACGUUAACCCUCUCGCGCACUGCUAAAAUGACAUGAAGAACAUCUAUUGGUAAUGAAUCCUCAUUUUUUGCACGACUGAUGUUAAAUGCAACUUUGUUGCUAAUGUUUCCGUUAGUAAAACAUUGCGUCGCUACAUGCAUGUUAGUGUGGUAUAUGCGUGAAGCAUAGCUAAACCUUGUCCAUGCUUGCCUGUGUAUCUGGCUAACUAGUUAACGUUAGGUAGCCACAGUUUGGGUUUUAAUUUGUCAUAAAACCAAGAAGACGCUGACGCAUGGUAUGUAACUCGUUCUUUUGUGGCUAUUCGAGAUUAAUAUGGAUUAUCAGUAAUGACAUGUGUUUGCUGACACUGGCUACAUAGGCAACGAGAAGAUAUUGAUCCGCAGUUAAAGGGAGAAUAUUUCAUUACUAGUGGCUAGUUAAGUUAACGUUCUGUUUUUUUUUUUACCGAUAUUGUCUGCAUAACUAGCUAAUCGAUUGCUAGCUAACAACAACUGGAUAACGAAGAAACCCAUUCUAUGUGGAUGAGACAUUUAAAUUGAAGUUAUUGCUUGGCUAUCUACCUAUAUGCCAUCACCCCAACAACCCAUUUGUUUUAUCUGGUCAUCUAUGGCUGUUAGCGGGGUGAGUCUUAUUUCUCAGGCCGGGGACGUGGAUGCCCCGGGAGCGGCUCUGGCUGCUAUGUCCUCUUCCAAUACGUCAUUGUCCGCCAACCCCACGCCAGAUGCGGACACCCGUGGCUGCGAGAACGGUGCCUUGAUGGACUCUUUCGGCAUCUUCCUGCAAGGCCUGCUAGCGAUGGUGGCCUUCAGUACGCUGAUGUUAAAGCGCUUCAGGGAGCCCAAGCAUGAGAGAAGACCCUGGAGGAUCUGGUUCCUGGACACCUCCAAACAGGCCAUUGGGAUGCUGUUCAUUCACUUUGCCAAUGUCUACCUGUCUGACCUCACAGAGGAGGACCCCUGCUCACUUUACCUUAUUAACUUCCUCCUGGAUGCGUCUCUGGGCAUGCUGCUGAUCUAUGCCGGGGUGAGGGCUGUCAGUGCCAUUGUAGAGUGGAGGCAGUGGGACGCUCUACGCUUUGGAGAAUACGGAGAGCCGGUGCAGUGCACUGCGUGGGCGGGCCAGUGUGCUCUCUACAUCCUCAUCAUGAUGUUUGAGAAGGUCCUCAUCAUCCUGGUCCUACUCAUCCCACAGUGGAAGAAGCUGGCUCUCCUGAACCCCAUAAACAAUCCUCAGUUGGAGCUGGCCAUCGUCAUGCUCAUCGUCCCGUUCUUCGUUAACGCCCUGAUGUUUUGGGUGGUAGAUAACUUCCUGAUGAAGAAGGGGCGGACAAAAGCCAAGCUGGAGGAGCGGGAGGUGGGGGAGGACGUGCGGGGCAACCGUAAGGUGCGCUACAGACGGGCACUCUCCCACGACGACUCAGAGUCUGAGAUCCUGUUCUCGGCUGACGAUGAGAUGGACGACUCAGACGAGGAGGAUGUGCGCCGGCUCACCGGCCUCAAGACGGUCAAGAAAAAGAAGCACCGUAUGGGGAUCCCUGUUUAACCUGGGCCUACCCAGGCUGACCUGGUCUAACCCACUCGUGUCCACUCGCCUCACGUCCCCACUCUCUCCCUCUCCAGGCCCCGCUGCCCUGACUGGAGCCUCCUGGGAACAUGUCUAGAUUCCUCUAACAGCAGGCUUGUAUUGGUCUCUUUGUGGAGUGAGUAGGGUGCCUCUGUAGGGAGGUGGGAUCAUGGAGGACUGCAGAUCAUGGAGACUAUUGGACUGCAUUUACUACACAUUCACAUGGGACUCCUGCAGCCUCUACACUGGGAAUAUAAACACUUGGAAAAGUAUUUUGCUGCAGCUAACAACAUACCAUGUCUGAGAUUUCACCAUAGAUCUAUCACUCGUGGUUGUGACACUCAUUGGGGAAAUUAAUUAUUAUGAUUGGGAAAACCGUUAACACUGGUGUAUAGUAGGAACAUUUGGAUGUGGGUGAUGCAGUAUAAUUGCUUGCACCCCUUCACUGUGGUUCCACACUGACUCUUAAGAGGCCCAGGAUAAUAUUAACUGCAUCAGGUUAAGCUGUGAAUGGUUGUUACUUUUUCUGUGGUUUAGCAGGUGACCCCUGUUGGAUGUAGAGGGAGAGAACAGGCACCUGGGAUUGCGCUCAGCGUUUUCCCCUGCCUUCAAGCAAACCUCUGUCAUUUUAACAUUUUAAUGCAUUUGAUACUUAUCUUCCAAAUCUAAAAGUGAUUGUAUUCCUCAUUUAGAUUCCAUAUAUAAAAUGUAUGUGCUCCUCAGCUAGGCUGACUGCAAUGGCCUGUCAUAAGAGUUGGUGGAGGUGUGUGUCUGUCUGUGUGAAGUUCCCAUUCAUGCAUGUAAGGUAAUGUGGGAAGUUUAGGAUGCUCCUAUGGAGGCUUUGCUCUGUAAACAUGCAGUGUUUUAUAAUAACCACAGCACUGACGUUUCUAACUCCUUUAAGCCUAUAUCAUGACUGCAGAGGGAGGACAGGUCAGGACAGUGCAGCUUGGCUGUGCGUGUCUCAACCAUGCACCACCCAACCUUUAACCCAAGGGACCAAGACCCCUAUUCCAGGCGUACCCAGUGAUGGUACAGCCAGGGUUUAGGUCUGCAGGCCUGGAUCGGACCCUUCUUUCUCUGUGUAUGUGUGUAUGACUGUUAAAUGGGAUCUCUUCUGUUACCUAUUUAUUCCUUGUCUUUGGUGUGUCCUGUUUAUAAUUUUUUUUUACAGUAAGUAAUUUUGGGCCAAAACCAUGAGGCUGAACCAACACCAUGCGUUCUUAAUUCAGAGACGGAGUAGAUAUGGGACAUGAGGGUGUGUCCUCACAACCUACUCUCUGCUCUUGACCACAUUACUGGUCUAAGGAUGUUCUUUGUUUGUUUUGUAUUUAUUUUGUGUUGUUCAUACUUUGUUUUCGACAAUGUGCCUGUGUGAAUUUACCGUGUUUGUGGGUGUUUAUCUUGUGCCUCAGAUCUUCAGACUUGCAGUAGCAUUCAGUUGGUUUGGCUCCGAUGUUGAGAACUUGACAGAAGCUCUUACCUCUAGACUGGGAGUGACUUUUGGACCGGUGUACAGCCUACAGUACGGUGGAGAGAGCAGAGCGGGUAUGUGUCAGUGUGUGCAGUGUUUUAGUACUCGACUGGUCUCUGUCUCGAGUCCAGUCUCGAGACCACAUAUUGAGUGUCUCGGUCUUGUCUUGGUGUCGGGAACAUUUGUACUCUGUCUUGACUCGGUCUCGGACAGUGAGGACCCGUAAUUUCUUGCCAAGACCAACAGAGUAAAAAAUUUAUAAUUAUCAGCUUCCAUUCAGUCAGCGCAUAAAUCCGCUUCGCCAGGCCAAAUAUACAGUGCAU
This is a messenger RNA of Coregonus clupeaformis (lake whitefish), 3814 nucleotides long. Its product is annotated as store-operated calcium entry regulator STIMATE. Gene Ontology annotation, cellular component: cortical endoplasmic reticulum; membrane. The coding region runs from base 1019 to 1996 and encodes 325 amino acids. Lineage: Eukaryota; Metazoa; Chordata; Actinopteri; Salmoniformes; Salmonidae. Gene Ontology annotation, biological process: activation of store-operated calcium channel activity. Gene Ontology annotation, molecular function: calcium channel regulator activity. The record is from RefSeq and is a predicted model, not a curated record. The transcript is spliced from 8 exons.